AUGGGAAGACUUGAGGGAAAGAACGUAUUGAUUACAGGCGCAUCAGCUGGUAUUGGCGAGGCGUGUGCACGCGAGUUUGCAAAAGAAGGAUCGAACGUGAUCGUUGCUGCUCGUCGUGUGGAGCGUCUUGAGAAUUUGAAAAAGGAGCUUGAAGCCAAACAUCCAUCCAUUAAGGUGACGGCUAUCCAACUCGACAUGCGAGACGUACAACAAAUCCGAUCCGUUGUUGCCCAACUUCCACCAGUAGAUGUGUUGGUAAACAAUGCUGGCAUGGUGCUUGGUAGAGAUCCGGUAGCCGAAGUAGCCGAGGAUGCCUUUGAUACGAUGUUCAACACCAAUGUUAAGGGCCUUGUCUUCCUCACACAAGCGAUUAUUCCCAGCAUGAAGGAACGUGAAACAGGACAUAUUAUCAACCUUGGUUCAAUUGCUGGCAAGCAAGCAUACCCAGGUGGAAGCAUUUAUUGUGCUACCAAGCAUGCUGUUGAUGCGAUUACCACCUCGUUGAGAUUUGAGCUCGUUGAUACACCUAUUCGUGUCAGCCAAAUUUGCCCAGGACUUGUCAACACUGAAUUUUCCACUGUGCGUUUCUAUGGUGAUAAGGAAAAGGCUGAUAGCGUAUACAAGGGCAUGCAGCCAUUGGUUGCUCAAGACAUUGCUGAGAUCGUCGUGUUUACUGCUGGUCGCCCACCACAUGUCAACAUUGCGGAUUCCCUUGUAUUCCCCACCGCACAAGCUGAUGCCACCACCGUUCAUCGUAUCGCAUAA
Lichtheimia ornata is the source of this 765-nucleotide messenger RNA. RefSeq lists its product as uncharacterized. The record is from RefSeq and is a predicted model, not a curated record. The transcript is spliced from 7 exons. Bases 1 to 765 code for a protein of 254 amino acids. Gene Ontology annotation, cellular component: cytosol. Gene Ontology annotation, molecular function: oxidoreductase activity. NCBI's taxonomy places the organism in Eukaryota, Fungi, Mucoromycota, Mucoromycetes, Mucorales, Lichtheimiaceae.